This is a messenger RNA of Cladocopium goreaui, 794 nucleotides long. The record is from the annotation of a GenBank genome assembly. NCBI's taxonomy places the organism in Eukaryota, Dinophyceae, Suessiales, Symbiodiniaceae.
AGGCCACACAUCGCCCGAAUUUUAAGUGGCACAGGUCCACCGAAAAAGCCGAUCCCUGCACGCAACAAACGCGCGCCAUGCCCGCCGCCGGACCCGUUCUUCCUGUUGCUGCGCCGCGAUUUCCGACGGUGCUAGGAGAUCAAACUCCCAAGCACAAGGGAUAUGUUGGAGUGAACGAAGAUCAAACGGCCACGGGGCAAGGCAACAAGAUCAUCCCGACCCUAGGAGAUCAAACUCCCAAGCACAAGGGAUAUGUUGGAGUGAACGAAGAUCAGGCGGCCACGGGGCAAGGCAACAAGACCAUCCCGACCCUAGGCCUUGGCAAAGUCAGAGAGGUAUUCUACGCGCAAGACAUCAGUCGAGAAGAUGCCUUAGCCUUGCAGUCUGAUUUGAUGUUAGCCUUCAAUGCUCCCGCGUUUCAGCGACAGCUGCACGACUUCGCGCGGCAGUUUGAGAAGGGCAGCGCGGGCUUCAGGAAGGCAUUGCUGCCAUUGGUCAGGAGCGUUCAACUGGUGGUGAUUCCAAGAUAUGGAUUCGAAAAAUCUGAAGCGGGCGUUGAGGCAAUGCUCCGGAGCUUUAAAUCCCUUCAGAAUGAUUUGGAUAUCCAAGUGAACAAUCUGGCAAUCCAAGAUCUGUUGAACCCCUGGACGGAGCAACAGUUGACCAACGUUGCCCCACUGGUUCACAGAAGGCCCUCUACCAAGUUCAGGGUCUUGGAUUUGUUGCAGCUCAGCAGAUUGCAGAUAGCCGGAGACUUUUGGAAGAUGUGGGAGGCAAUCAAGCCAAGCUGGUGA